Epinephelus fuscoguttatus (brown-marbled grouper) is the source of this 2866-nucleotide messenger RNA. Its product is annotated as small conductance calcium-activated potassium channel protein 1-like. Bases 140 to 2191 code for a protein of 683 amino acids. The transcript has 10 exons. Gene Ontology annotation, molecular function: calmodulin binding; small conductance calcium-activated potassium channel activity. The record is from RefSeq and is a predicted model, not a curated record. NCBI's taxonomy places the organism in Eukaryota, Metazoa, Chordata, Actinopteri, Perciformes, Serranidae. Gene Ontology annotation, biological process: potassium ion transmembrane transport. Gene Ontology annotation, cellular component: plasma membrane; neuron projection; neuronal cell body.
GAUCUCUCUGAUGCAGGCAGAUGUGACCUUCAGGAUUAUAAGACCACUGAAUACUGAAAUCCUUGACCAAUAGGAAAACCCCGGGUGGAAAACCUGACUGAAAAGACUUGGUGAAUCAUUACCUGUAAACUCUCUCACCAUGGAGCACUCACCCUCUAUGAACUUGUCAGUGGUGGAUGGAGACGACGUGGAGGACCAGCGUCCCCUCCUCCCACCGAGGAUGGUUCCUCCACCUCAGGCCUGCUCUCCGCAGUGCGGGAUACAUCACACGGUCCAAACAGCCGAUCACACCGUGUGGCUGGACAGGACCCAGGCCAUGGCCACCACACCUUUAUACAACGGCCACCUCUAUGUCACACCUUCACCUCGUUCCAACAGGAGGGCAGACAAAGGCAAAGAGAAGAAAUGUGAGAAAAGGUCAGGGGGGCAUCGACAAAACCAGGCACACAAGGAGUGUAAUCACCAGUGCAAAGCCAAAAACGCAGGAGCUCACAGACUCCAGGAGAAAGUCACCUCUUUCACUGACGUCCCCAUUUCUCCCUGCGGGUCGCCCUUUAAGGGCCCCUGCAGGUCACACUUAGAGGUCACGGAUGUUGAAGGCAGAGGGCGCCGCAAGUCAGGCAACGUUUCUUUAGAGAUGCACGACCGCCAGAGUCUCCCAGAGAUCAUCAUCACCAGCAAAGAUGAUGACUUCCAGCCACCCUGUGAGACAUUCCCGUAUCGCCAAGAUAUGACUGAGGGCAAAGGUCGUCUGCCAGGAGCUGAGUGCCCAGGUCCAAACCCAAAUCCCAAUUCUCAGAUCAGCCCGAAACACAAGGAGGGCACUAAGGACGACCCGUACUGGAAGACUCACAACAUCGGCUGGCGGCUGGUCCGCAGGAGGGCUCUGUUUUUGAGGAGGCAGCGGCUGAAUGACUGCGCCCUGGCAGUGGGGAUAUUCGGGAUGGUGAUGAUGGUGAUGGAGACAGAGCUUUCCUGGAGCGUCUACAGCAAGAGCUCCGUGUAUUCCCUCGCACUCAAGUCCAUCAUCAGUUUUUCUACCAUCAUCCUGCUGGGCCUCAUCAUAGCGUACCACUGCUGUGAGGUUCAGCUUUACGUUCAUGACAUUGGUGCAGAGGAUUGGCGGAUUGCCAUGACAAGCGACCGUUUGGCUCUGGUAGCCCUGGAGCUGGCUGCGGUGGCCAUCCACCCCUAUCCAGUUGGCCUGAUGGAGUACUUUGAGAUGACCUUCCAGCACACCACGCCUCACCUGCCGCUGUCGGAAACCGAGCUGGAGAUUGUCCUGGCUCUGCCCAUGUUCCUGAGGCUCUACCUGCUGGGCCGGGCCAUGAUGCUGCACAGCCGCCUCUUCACUGACACCGCAUCUCGCAGCAUCGGAGCGCUCAACAAGAUACACUUCAACACCAGGUUUGUGGGGAAAACACUAAUGACCACCUACCCUGGGACUGUGCUGAUGAUUUUCAGCGUCUCUCUAUGGAUUGUGGCCGCAUGGGGCUUACAUGUUUGUGAGAGACACCACAACUACAGGGACCUGAGCAGCAACUACAUGGAGGCCCUGUGGAUGAUCUCUGUCACCUUCUUGUCCAUUGGUUACGGAGACGUGGUGCCUCACACUUACUGUGGUCGCAGCAUCUGCCUCCUCACUGGGAUAAUGGGAGCUGGCUGCACAGUCCUGGUGGUGGCGGUGGUUGCUAGGAAGCUGGAGUUGACCCGGGCAGAGAAACACGUCCAUAACUUUAUGAUGGAUUCUCACAUCUCCAAGAGGAUAAAAAUUGCUGCAGCAAAUGUGCUGAGAGAGACUUGGCUUAUCUACAAACACACUAAGCUGUCAAGAGAAAGAGACCACACCAGAGUCCGCAUGCACCAGCGGAAGUUGCUUCUGGCCAUCCACCAGUUGCGGCGGGUGAAGAUAGAGAAGAGGAUACUUGCAGACCAGGGUAACACUCUGGUUGAUCUCUGCAAGAUGCAAACCCUGAUGUAUGACGUGCUGUCAGAGGUGCAGGGCUGCAGGGGGGAGCUGGACUCACACAUCCACAGCCUGGAGAAGCACGUGGAGGAGCUGAGGGAGGGUUUCAGGAGCCUGAUGCCGCUCCUGUCCAGCACCCUGUCCACACAGAACUCCUCCAUCCGCCACCUGCUCAGAGAGAGGGAGGUGAAGUCAGAGACUGCUGGUGCGAGUGUGGACAGGUAGAGGGAGGCUGAUGAAGAGGGUUCUCAGGUACUUCAGGAAGAGUUAUCUACCCAUAGUGCAGCUAAAAUGAUCAUGUUGGGACAUUUUUUCUUUCAGGAUGUGAACUGAUAGGUCAUAAUAACAAGGUGAGGCUGUACAGAAUUAUGUAAAUUGUAGGUAGCAUCAUUUUCUGUAGCAGAAAUACCAUUAAACCAAAUGUAGAAAUUAGUCACAAUUCUGUUUUUUCCCCAUUUUUCCAGGAGUAACUUAGUAGAAAACACCUGCCACCAAACUGUGGGCAUUUAUUAAUAUAAGAAAUGCAAUGAUUUUGACCAAUUAGUGAAGGAUUUCAAAGCAAAAAUUUUGUCAUUGCUGUUUUUGUAGGUCUUUCGUUAUGGCAAACUGAAGAAUUUUAGAAUAUGGACAUGAUAAACUGUGCUUUAAGACAUUGCUGAGGUCAUGUUUCACUGUUUCCAGAUAUCUUGUAGACCAACUGGUAACUGAUAAACAGAAAAUGAUCAGCACAUUGAGAGUCACACCCCUUUAUCAAUGCAAAAACAAGUCUGGAAAGUUCUGGAGAACUGUUAUCAUUCCCAUGUCAGUGAGUAGUGUUACCUGUAAACACUGCACUUUUCUGAUUAUGUAAUAAAAAUUGCACAGAUUCAAAUGCAGUUUGUUACUGUAUUAAAAUGCCAU